Molecule: messenger RNA, 1878 nt
Organism: Symbiodinium necroappetens
Lineage: Eukaryota; Dinophyceae; Suessiales; Symbiodiniaceae
Source: the annotation of a GenBank genome assembly
AUGGUGACAAUGCGGCUGGUUCGUUGGCUUGCGCUGUGCCAGUUGGCGGUCAGGAGAGAGGUGAUUCCCGAUCCAUGCGGCGAGAGCUGCGUCAGUCGCCCAGACGCAGGUGACACUGCCUUGUUGCAGACAGCGAAAGCCUCUGGCGACUCUGGCGAGCCCAUCUCUUCGAAAGAGUUCGCGGAGAAGAUGCAGUGCGAUGCACCGGAGAAUUCCUUCUCUCUCAUCGGAGGUGGCUGGACUUUGGUCUUGAGCGAUUUCCAAAACCCUGGUAUCCUUUGGGGGGACCUUGCGGUGAUUUGGGAGAAGGGAGGUCCUCACAAGGAGUACUUGGGCAUCGAUUACACCUUCAUGUCGCAGAGUUAUAGCUUCACGGACUACCUGACUGUGUCCUCUUAUUUGGGCGUGACGCUUCUUCCCAUGACGCUCUGGGCCUCGCAAGUCAUCAAGCUAUUCCUGCCGCUGCCCUUUGCCACUGGUUGCAACGAUUUCUGGAAGGACAAAGGCUUCAGCGGCCUCUACGUCACGCCGCCAUGGAACCUGGCGGCAUUGAAAAGCCCGGGCUUUGACGAUGCAGGCUGGCCGCGAUCCAUGGACCCCGAGGAUCUCAUUGUUGACAGCUUGGCCUUCCGCAUCCGUGUCCAGCCAAGGCUGAAGGUUCUCCCAGGUGAAAGCCCGGAUGCCCCGCCGACCAUGGAGGUGCGAUUGCAAUCCUUUUUGGAGCUCCGCCCCGUCUUCCGUACCCCCAGGCCGAGGCCGACGCCAACCACGACAACCACCACCACGAGGCCAUACGACCGCCGACGCCGUGGCCACACCGACGCCCCGCCGCCUGACGUCUUGGAGUGGUGCGACAAAAAUCUUCGCGGGGUUCCUUGCGGUAUCGUGCUCAGAGUCCUCGUCAAUCCAUUGUGGACCUGUGUCCGAUGCUGUCCAGUGGUGCCUAAAUGCCGGGACUGCCUCUUCCCGUGUCAAGUUGCCUCCCACCUCCUAUCCAACAGCUCCGACUCCGAGGGAUCCCCGAGCAUCAGCUACCAGGUUAAUCGGCUGCCAGGGGUUGAUUUGGCUGCUCCAGGCGAGCUCAGCGAGCUGGAGUGGUUUGCAGAGUCACCUGAGUGGCAGCGAGUGCAAGACUUCAAGGAGACCGUAGAUGAGGAGACCGUGCCCCCAGGAAACGUGUGGGUCACCGACGGCGACUGCCCCGUGCCUUUCGCGAUCGGCGGCGGUUGCAAAUGCAAGGAGGACUGCUGGCGGCUGCCCUACUUCGACCCAAAAAUCACAUCGGACACGAGCCUUUCCUGCAUCGACCGGUCAGCAUUUGACCCUCUACCUAUCCACCCGGUGGCCCUUCGCAAGACGAUAUGUGGGCCUAGGAGGGUUCAUGCGGCUUCCACGCGGGGCAAGACAAUGCAGCUCGACGGCAUCGUCGCGCGGUGCGAGGUGGGAACGUUGAUAGGUGGUGCUUGCAGUAAGCUCUUGCCGCUCUGGCCACACGAUGGCGCCGACUACCUAGCUGCGUUUCCUGAAGAUCAGAACAUGUUCCGAUGCCUCGGAACCGGCGAGUGGAGUGAGAAGCCAGUCCACGAGACAGUGGCCUCUGCAUGGUGUCUGGAGCUUGAGGGGAAUGAGAAGGUCAUCAUGGUCAGGAGGGAAGGUCGUGACAGUGCUUCUGUCCAAUGUCCUGAUGGUUAUCAGGUUGUGGGAGGGGGGUGCACCUUUAUCGAGGGCACGGAGUUCACGCUUCGUGAGUCUUACCCAACAUCCCGGAACACAUGGGAGUGCGUCUUUGACUCGACACAGUCCUGUGGCGAAGGCAGUCCGGUGUGUCUGCGAAGUGAGGCUCGCGCUAUGUGCCUGGGCAUUGCAAGUGCACAGUAA